Messenger RNA from Echinostoma caproni, 621 nucleotides. Lineage: Eukaryota; Metazoa; Platyhelminthes; Trematoda; Plagiorchiida; Echinostomatidae. The record is from the annotation of a GenBank genome assembly.
AUGUCAAGCUUGUUUGCCACAUGUGUCGGGCACACCAUGGCCUUUGGGGAUCAGGCUAAAGCUUACAUUGGAUUGGCUGGUUUGUUCGUGGGCAUUGGCGAAGUGUUGGGUAGCUGUACUGUUUUUCUCAAGCGCUGGUUACCAUCGGACGGGAUUAUGUGCCUGUUUGGUUACGUGCCUGGACUUACUGGUGUCUUAAUUUUCUUCUUGAAUCUACCCGGGAACAGCCCAAUGACCGACUCGAACGAGCAGACCUAUAUCACACCCAAUCCUGCUCUAUGCAUGCUGGUGUCCUGUUUCCUGGGCAUGGUUGACUCGGUAUGGAACACCCAGCUGAGCUCAGCAAUCAGCACAAUUUACCGGGACGAUGAAACCAAUCUGACCGUAACGUUUUCGCUUUUCCGUUUUGUUCACGCUCUGAUGGCAGCUGUCACGUUCGCGUACUGUGGAUAUUUGGCACUUCUGGGACACGUGCUGAUUUAUGCUGCCUGGGCCACGGUGUCCAUGGGCAACUUUUUCUAUGUUUACCGAAAGUAUUAUAAACCGAUCACGAGACAGAGGCAGUCUUCAUCGAGGAUUGAAAAGACGGAGGAUGCCAUAUCGUACACAACAGCUGUCUGA